This is a messenger RNA of Drosophila sulfurigaster albostrigata, 2139 nucleotides long. RefSeq lists its product as uncharacterized. The record is from RefSeq and is a predicted model, not a curated record. The transcript has a single exon. The coding region runs from base 1 to 2139 and encodes 712 amino acids. Gene Ontology annotation, biological process: DNA integration. NCBI's taxonomy places the organism in Eukaryota, Metazoa, Arthropoda, Insecta, Diptera, Drosophilidae. Gene Ontology annotation, molecular function: nucleic acid binding.
AUGCUGAAAAUGAUUGCCUCCUUUUUCGUCAUUGAAAAAGGAAAACAGUCAUUGCUGGUACGAGAAACUGCCAUUAAAUUGGAUGUGCUACGGCUCGGACUACAGGUGAAUCACAUUGAGGAGUUACCAGUUUAUCCGAAGUGGAAGGGGGACAGUGUCAAAUUGGCAAUAAAUCCAGACAUAAAACCGGUACAACAGCCCAUGCGAAGGAUACCAAUUGCAUUAGAAGAAAAGGUGCGCGAAAAGAUUCAGGAUGCUCUAAGGCGAGAUAUUAUUGAGCCGGUAAAUGGACCGAGUGCUUGGAUUUCACCAAUGAUUCUAGUUUUCAAAGAAAAUGGAGACAUUCGAUUAUGCCUGGAUAUGUGGCGAGCAAAUCAAGCCAUUUUGAGGGAAAAUCACCCUUUACCGACAUUUGAAGCGUUCAUGACUCAACUCAGAGAUGCUAGAUAUUUCUCCAGGCUAGACCUCAAGGAUGCAUACCACCAACUCGAGCUACAUGAACAAAACCGAGAAAUAACAACGUUUAUAACUCCGUUAGGAUUAUUUCGGUAUAAGCGAUUGAUGUUUGGAGUCAACUCGGCACCAGAAAUAUUCCAAAGGAGGCUUGAGCAAUUAUUGUCGAGUUCCUCAAAUGUCGUAAAUUACAUAGAUGACAUCAUCGUUUUUGGAAAAACUGAGGACGAGCACGAUGAAGCGUUGAAAAGAGUUCGUGGCAUUCUAAAUGAAAACAAUGCAGUAUUAAAUGAAAAGAAAUCCGUCUACAAAGCCUCCAAAUUACAUUUUUUGGGCCACAUAUUAUCGAAUCAUGGCAUCGAGGCAGAUCCAGAGAAAAUUAACACCAUCACAUCUUUUCGACCUCCAAAGAAUAAGGAGGAGAGUUUUCUGGGCCUUGUAAAUUAUGUAGGAAAAUUUAGUCCAGAGUUAGCAAAUAAAACAGACCCAUUGCGACGGCUGCUCAGAAAGGAUGAGAAGUUCAUCUGGGGUGUUAAAGAACAUGAUGCGUUUGAUAAACUCAAAUCUUGUCUGACAAAAAUUCCGAACUUGCAGAAUUUCAAUCCAAAGCACAAAACACAGUUAAUUGCAGUUGCCAGUCCGGUCGCAUUAGGAGCUGUAUUGUUGCAAUUUCAUGGAGACGAUGAACCGAAAAUAAUAUCUUUUGCGAGUCGAAGCAUGACAGAUGUCGAAAAGCGUUAUUCGCAGACCGAGAAGGAGAGUCUUGCAUUAGUAUGGGCAGUGGAAAAAUUCUUCUACUAUCUAGCUGGAUUAGAAUUCGAACGAAUAACGGAUCAUAAGCCACUUGAGACCAUUUUUAAACCAUCGUCGAAGCCUCCAGCGAGAAGCGAAAGAUGGCUUCUCCGUCUCCAAGCUUUCAAAUUUAUAGUUAAAUACAAAACCGGAAAUGAGAACAUUGCGGAUACCUUCUCUCGACUGUGCAGAUUAAGCCCAGAAUAUUGCUAUGACAUGAAAGGCGAACAUAGCAUCCUGCACGUAAUCGAAAACGCGACUCCGUCAUCCAUGACGAUCACUGAAAUUGCGGAGAAAAGCAUUCACGACGAGGAGAUCGUCGAUGCAAUGUCGUGCCUGCAGGACGAAUCGUGGAACACUUCAUCGUCAAACAGUCUGUUCCCGUUCAGACAUGAACUCUCACUUAUUGGAUCUAUUAUGUUACGAGGAACCCGCUUAGUUAUUCCAUCGGCGCUAAAACAGGCGACUCUAACGUUGGCACACGAGGGCCAUCCAGGAGAGUCGGCUAUGAAGCGACGAUUGCGGUCCAAAGUAUGGUGGCCACAAAUGGAUCGAGACGCGGAGAAGUUCGUCAAAGCAUGCAGAGAUUGCAUAAUGGUAUCGCAAGCAUCAAACCCCACGGCUAUGAAACGAACCACAUUUCCAGAAGGACCAUGGAUAUUUGUAGCCACAGAUCUAUUGGGACCACUACCUAACAACGAACACAUCUUGGUCCUCAUCGACUAUUAUUCAAGGUACAUGGAGUACAAGUUUCUAACAUCUAUAUCCUCAAUGUCCUUAAUCAGUGCCAUGAAAGAGAUUUUCACCAGAGUAGGCUAUCCUAAAAAGCAGAAAACGGACAACGGAAGGCAAUUAGUACAGAAUUUAAGGAAUACUGCAAGCAAUGCGGAAUAG